Molecule: messenger RNA, 837 nt
Organism: Ostertagia ostertagi
Lineage: Eukaryota; Metazoa; Nematoda; Chromadorea; Rhabditida; Trichostrongylidae
Source: the annotation of a GenBank genome assembly
AUGUUUGGCAUUGCAGACUACGGCGCCUUUGUGGCCGCCAUCGUGUUGUUCCUGCUCAUUCCAGGCCCCGGCAAUCUCGCGCUCAUCACUUCCACCAGCAAGGGCGGAAUCCGUGGCGGCAUGGCCGCCACCAUGGGAGUGAUUGCAGGCGACCAGGUGCUGAUGUGGGCGGCGGUGGCAGGCGUGGCCACGCUGCUGGCCACGUACCCAACGGCGUUCAACGCCGUGCAGUGGCUGGGCGCUGCCUACCUGGCCUGGCUGGGGUUCAAGAUGCUCACGGCCAAGCCCGGUGCCCAGCCCAUCCUGAACAUUGAGCCGCGCCAUUACUUCCGGCAGGCCGGGCUCAUCACCUUGCUCAACCCCAAGGCCAUCGUUUUCUACAUGGCCGUUCUUUCCGCUGUUCGUCGAUCCGGCACGUCACCAGGGCAUGCUGACCUUUGGCGUGAUGGCGGCCACUGUGGCGGCCCUCACGUUCCUCUAUGGCCUGAUCGCGGUGCUGCUGACGCACCACCUGGCCGAGCGCAUGCGCGCCAACCCCAGCGUCGGCCGCAUGCUGGAAAAAAUCGCCGGCGUCUUUCUGAUCGGCUUCGGCCUCAAGCUGGCCCUCUCCAAAUAACGCCACGGCAACAGCAACAACAACACACGGACUGCAACACUCACAUGGCCAAAAUUUUCUGCGUUGCCAAUCAGAAGGGUGGCGUUGGCAAGACCACCACCACCGUCAACCUCGCCUGCCAGGCCUGGCCAAGAUCGGCCAGCGCGUGCUCGUCGUCGACCUGGACCCGCAGGGCAACGCCACCAUGGGUUCCGGCAUCGACAAGCGCAAGCUGGAGCUGA